This is a messenger RNA of Miniopterus natalensis, 1253 nucleotides long. The record is from RefSeq and is a predicted model, not a curated record. Lineage: Eukaryota; Metazoa; Chordata; Mammalia; Chiroptera; Miniopteridae.
AUGUAUGAGGACUUCACCGAGUCCACUGGGGACUAUUAUUUCCUCUGUGACACAGAGGGGCCAUGGGGCAUUGUUCUGGAGUGCCUGGCAAUAAUUGGCAUAGUGGUCACAGUUAUUCUGCUCUUGGCAUUUCUCUUCCUCAUGAGAAAGGUUCAAGACUGUUGCCAGUGGAAUGUGCUCCCCACCCAGGUGCUCUUCCUGCUGGGUGUGCUGGGGCUCUUUGGCCUUGCUUUUGCCUUCAUCUUCCAGUUUAGUCAGCAAACUGCCCCUGUACGCUACUUUUUCUUUGGGGUUCUCUUUGCUCUCUGUUUCUCAUGCCUCUUGGCUCAUGCCUCCAACCUAGUGAAGCUGGUCCGGGGUGGAGUCUCCUUCUGUUGGACGACAAUUCUUUGCAUUGCUAUUGGUUGUAGCCUUUUGCAGACAAUCAUUGCCAUUGAGUAUGUGACUCUCAUAAUGACCAGAUGUAUGAUGUUUGUACACAUGACACCCUGUCAGCUCAAUGUGGACUUUGUUGUGCUCCUGGUCUAUGUCCUUCUGCUGAUGGCCCUCGCAUUCUUCGUCUCCAAAGCCACCUUUUGUGGCCCGUGUGAAAACUGGAAGCAGCAUGGAAAGUUCAUCUUCGUCACUAUGCUCAUCUCCAUCAUUAUCUGGGUGGUGUGGAUCUCCAUGCUCCUGAGAGGCAACCCACAGCUCCAGCGGCAGCCCCAGUGGGAUGACCCUGUCAUCUGCAUUGCCCUGGUCACCAAUGCAUGGGUUUUCCUGCUGCUGUACAUCAUACCUGAGCUCUGCAUUCUCUACAGAUCAUGCAAGCAGGAUUGCCCUUUACAAGGCAACACCUGCUCAGCCCCAGUCUACCAGUGCAGCUUCAGAGCGGAGAACCAGGAACUCUCAAGAGCCCGAGACAGUGAUGGAGCUCAGGAAGAUGUAGCAUUAACUUCAUAUUCAGCUACAGAAUUUCUUGGAUUACUUUCAAUUUCCAGUGAUCAGCUAUUCAAGAAUCUUGCAAAGAGAUUCUUGUUAAUGACUAAGGGGAAAGAUGGUAAAAAUGUUCUGAUACGGACUGUUGAUCCCACUCAAGAGUAUUUCAUCCCAUGGGCUACACUAGGCCCCCACAAAGAUGCAGAAUUAUAAAGUCCAGGAAACCCGAGUAGUGAAAAUCCAGAAGGCCAUCCUAAUGUAGCCCUGGUGGGCUGCUGGGGAACCCACAGAGUCAUACUGCCAACAAAUUAUCAGCUCAUCCUUCCUUCUCUGCU